CAACUAAGCAACAUGCAACUUCAAGAAUAAAUUUGACAGGCUUACUUUUGCCUGAACUGUUGCCAUCUUAUCAGGAUCAAAGCUGAAGUCUCGUCUCUUGACAGCUCCAGAAGCUGGAUGGUCCCCUCUUGAUCCUCUUGAUCCCACGAAUACCACCUGCCAUGCCAAGCUUUGGCUCACCUCAUCUGGAGCCCAACAAUCAUGCACAAAUCCCUGCCGCCUCUAGACGCGGCAUGGGACCCGACCCUGCAGACCGACGAUGGAGAGGAGUACUGCUGGACGCCGCUACAGCUCGCCGCCAGAAGCGGAGACCUGGACCAAAUCCGCGCCAUUCUUGCCGCCGACCCGACGGCCGUCAACGAACCCCCGCACGGGUACUACGGACAGACGGCCGUCCAGGCUGCAUGCAUGCACGGCCACGAACAGGCCGUGCAGAUGAUGGUCGACGCCGGCGCCGAUAUCCACUUUUGCGGAGGCAACAACUUCCAAAGGAACGCCUUGCAGAUCGCCUGCGGACACGGCAACGAGAAGGUCGUUGAUAUCCUGCUCAGCGCGGGGGCCAGAGUCGACGAGGUGUCAUUGAAGCCUGUGCCGCAUCAUUCAGGGUACAGGUCACCAACAACCUCAUCGUCGUCGUCGGUGGUCGUGACGCGGUAUAACGGAAGAACGGCACUCCAGGCAGCAGCAGAACGAGGACACGAGCAGCUCGUCAGCCGACUGCUGCAACUGGGAGCCGACGUGAAUGCCCCGCCAUCACCGACGGCGGGGUACACGGCACUACAAGCCGCAGCGGGGGGCGGUUACUUGGCGAUAGUGAAGCUUCUUCUCCAACGCGGGGCUGAUAUCAAUGGGGCCUCGGCAAAGUACAAGGGCUACACGGCUCUUCAGGGCGCGUGUCUGCGAGGUCACCUCGAGGUCGCCGACCUUCUUCUUCGGGAAGGCGCUGAUGUCCACGCCGUGGGAGGCAUUUACGGGGAUGGGAUGGCUUUGCACGCGGCAGCUGAGACAGGUCGAGUGGAUGUGAUUGAGCGCUUGUUGGCGGCCGAUGCUGAUGUGAAUGCUUGUAGCUUCAAGGGGCGAAGAGGGCAGACUGCGCUGCAGAGCGCUGCGGUUGGAGGUCACGAGGAAGCGAUGCAGGUUCUGAGAAACCAUGGUGCUGUAGGAAAGACGGGGGGAGGAAGAUUCUUGUUUCCUUGAGCAGUCAUGUAUUGAGCAGAGACUGUAUAGUUGUGUAUCGCAUGUUGAUCGACUGGAAGCUCGAUAGCCCAACAUCAGUUUCACUCGCCUCCAUGUUCUCGAGUAGCCUCCACCAUUGACUAACACUACC
Molecule: messenger RNA, 1327 nt
Organism: Colletotrichum acutatum
Lineage: Eukaryota; Fungi; Ascomycota; Sordariomycetes; Glomerellales; Glomerellaceae
Product: ankyrin repeat protein
Exons: 1
Coding region: 202-1197 (331 amino acids)
Molecular function (GO): protein binding
Source: RefSeq, a predicted model, not a curated record